AUGCCUAAGUCAAAGGAACUUGUGUCUUCAAGCUCAUCUGCCAGUGAUUCAGAUAGUGAAGUUGACAAAAAGGCAAAGCGGAAAAAGCAAGCAGCUCCAGAAAAGCCUAUAAAGAAACAAAAGACUGGUGAAAGUUCAAAAGGUGCAGCUUCUUCUAAGCAAAGCAGUAACAGAGAUGAGAAUAUGUUUCAGUCAGGUAUUUCUUUAAAUCCAGAACAGUGGAACCAGCUGAAGGAACAGAUUUCUGAUAUUGAUGAUGCAGUAAGAAAACUGUAAAUACAGAGCCAUACAAAAACCUUUAUCAUUUUAAUUGUUUUAAGUGGUCUUUUUACAUUGGCUUUUGUUUUCUAAAAUAUUGUUUUCCAAGCUAUUGUAUAUUUGGAUUGCAAAACGAUUUGUAAGAUGAAUACUUUUUUUUAUGUGCAUUAAAAGU
Molecule: messenger RNA, 433 nt
Organism: Nipponia nippon (crested ibis)
Lineage: Eukaryota; Metazoa; Chordata; Aves; Pelecaniformes; Threskiornithidae
Source: RefSeq, a predicted model, not a curated record